Molecule: messenger RNA, 490 nt
Organism: Gilbertella persicaria
Lineage: Eukaryota; Fungi; Mucoromycota; Mucoromycetes; Mucorales; Choanephoraceae
Exons: 2
Coding region: 73-438 (121 amino acids)
Molecular function (GO): metal ion binding; mRNA binding
Source: RefSeq, a predicted model, not a curated record
UGAACAUAUAAAAAGCCAUUUUUUUUUUGCUUCUUUUCUUUUUCUUUUGUUUAUCUUUUCAUUAUUGUUCUAAUGGACUCGAGAAAAUAUCAACUCUACAAAACUGAAAUGUGUAGAAAUUGGCAAGAAAUGGGUGAUUGCAGAUACGCAAAGAAAUGUCGAUUUGCACAUGGCCAGCAAGAACUUCGAGGUGUUCAACGCCAUGUUAAAUACAAGACCGAAAUCUGUAAGACUUUCCACCUUACAGGUACUUGUUCUUAUGGCGUUCGAUGUACUUUUAUACACGAUGAACACGUGCCAUCACCUAGUAUUUCGCCUUCCAUGUCUCCUUUGUUUGCACCAUUUGUUUCAUUUCUAGACGAUUCAUGGAAGAAUAUUUGGUCGACACCGUUUUACGAUAGACGUUACUCAUCUUCUUCUGUUUCUUCAUUAUUUUAAGAAAAAAAGCAUCCUCUAUUUAAAUCUAUACAUCUACAUUAUUAUUAUUAUU